Messenger RNA from Bacillus rossius redtenbacheri, 3831 nucleotides. RefSeq names its product nuclear pore complex protein Nup133 (gene Nup133). Gene Ontology annotation, molecular function: protein binding; structural constituent of nuclear pore. The coding region runs from base 139 to 3606 and encodes 1155 amino acids. Lineage: Eukaryota; Metazoa; Arthropoda; Insecta; Phasmatodea; Bacillidae. Gene Ontology annotation, biological process: transcription-dependent tethering of RNA polymerase II gene DNA at nuclear periphery; protein import into nucleus; poly(A)+ mRNA export from nucleus. Gene Ontology annotation, cellular component: nuclear pore outer ring. The transcript is spliced from 22 exons. The record is from RefSeq and is a predicted model, not a curated record.
UGCAUGUUUGUUUACAUUCAUGCCGCGUGAAACCGCUCGAUUGUUUGUGUACCCGGCGAGUGACUUUUUCCCCUCAAGCUUUUGAACAAGACUGACUGAUCGUUCGUAUUUAAACUUAGACCUAGCAAUCUAAGAAAAAUGGAUAGGUCUUUUUCAGCUACUGGAAGGAAUUUAUCUAGUUUACAGAUUUCAACUUCAAAAAACAUGUAUCGAUCUAGUCUGGGAUCAAGACUUUCGUCCACGAAAAAGACUCUUGGAAAGAUGAAUACGUCUGGACGAACCAGUCAUUUCCCACACGUGAUUUGUAAAAGUGUCAACUACGUGGUUGAAAGUUUUGGAAACGAGUUGCCGCAUCCAGUGACGGAAGCAUUAAAGUUUGCAGACCCUCACAUGGACAAGAGUUGCACCAUCUCACCGAACGGCUGGGCGUGGUUCGUGUGCGGGCUGCGUCUGGUGGUGUGGCAGUACAAGAGGCUAGCGGGCGCUCAUCCGACCAAGGACCCGUUCUACGAGCUGGACCUUCCGCCCAGCGACCUCGCCCACAAGGCGGAUCUCGUGUCCGUCUUCCUCGUUGAGGGCAGCCACUACCCGUCGUGCGUCGCGGUCUCGCCGGAGGGCGCGGUGCGGUUCUGGGUGGGCGUCAACCACACCAAGCUCCACGAGGAUGACGGAGCCAACCUGCAGGGGCAGGAGUGCGACCGGCUGGUGGGCGUGGACCCCGCGGGCUGCGUGCUAGCCACCACGACGGGCGGCCUGGUGCUGGUGUCCCUGCGCGUCGACCCGGACGGCCCCGUCGCGGUCACCUGCCGCCUGCUGCGUCCCGCUCACGGCUGGCUGGGCGGCAUCGGCGGCCGCGUGUCCUCCUUCAUCUUCGGCGAGCUGCCUUCCUCCCAGCUCACCGAGACCAAACUGGUGAAGCUGGUGGCGGUGAGAGACGCUGGGCGGGCGCCGGACGAGUGGCAGCUGAACGUGCUGGCGGAGGACGUGCUGCAGAAGUGGUCGCUCAGCCACGCCGGCUCGGAGAAGCUCGAGUACAAGGUCCACGUCAGCACCGUGGCCAGGGAGGAGUUCCUGGAGACCGCCUUCAAGGAAUCGUGCGUGGGGGGCACGAACGAGAUAGACGUGAAGAUGUUGGACAUGCAGCCGGCGAGUGACGGGCUUCUGAUUCUGAUGUCUGCGGUGAACCCGGAGUCUCGAGAUGUGCACUAUGCACUCGGGAAGCUGAACACGAGUAGUGACGAGCGCCCCACGAGGUUCGCUUUCUUCUGCGUUCUGAAGACCAUCAGCCCCCAUCGCAGGGAGGACGACGACCAGGCCAAGUACCAGUUUCUGAUCGCCAGCGAGAGAGUCAUGCUGUACAACAACCAGACGAUUUCCAUCGUACCAGCCGCUGCUCUCGGGGACACCCCGGACACAGUGCAGUUCAUAUCCCCGCGGGACAAGCUGCUGUGCGGGGCACCCCACGAGGAUGGGGCGGUGUUCUUCUCCACGCUGCAUGGCCUCAUGUCCGUGCUGCCGUCGGAUUCCAUGCACGCCGACCAGUCGAGCAUCAACAUGAGCUUCAACGAGACGUUCCCGUCGGACGUGACCGCCACCCAGUUCUCCGACUGGGGGCUGAACUUCUCCGUCACCGAGGUCAACCUGGCGGAGCUCACGAUGAACAAGGACAGCUGUGCCCAGCUGAAGGCUGCCUUCAUAUACUACAUCAAGAAUAGAGGGAACAUGGGGAAGAGCAGCGAGAUCUUGGACAGCGUGUUCCCGCUGGAGGUGGAGCCGGUCAUAGACAUAGACGCCAGGCUGGACACCGUGGUCGUGAGCGUCAGUCGGGAACUGGUCAACGACGCUCCGAGCGGCGACCCUCGCUGGGCCCAGGAGGACUCCUCAGUGACUGGGAUCGGUAGAGUUUCCUCACUGCAGAUACUUCACCAGUUGGAGGGCAAGCGCCUGGCUCUCGAGAUGUUCAUCACGUUCCUGAAGGAUUCUAAACUGUGGAACCGGCUGUCUGCAGUCACGUCUCACGGUACAGUCAGGGCGACCCCGUACAUCCUGCGGGAACAUGCCGAGAAGGUGGAGGCUGCUGUGGCCCUGAGGACCCUCCAGUCGUCCCACAAGAUUAUUGCAACUGGCAUCACUUAUAUGAUGGAAGAGAAAGGUGCCCGACUUUACAAUGGAUUGUCCUAUCAAGACCUAUUCUACAAGGAGGUCUUGGAGGUGCACAAGCUGCUACAAGUGUUGGUGAAGUACUGCCAGGACUUGGCCACAGAUAAGCUUCAGGAGAUGGCCACCAGGGUCUCCGAAGUCAACACUGUCGUUCUGUCGGUGCUGAAGGAAGUGAACGAGUUCCGCAGCCAGCGGGCGGCCACGUUCUCCCCGGCUUCCACUCUGAGCGCCAACGUCCGAGAGUACUUGCCGUGGACCGCUGCUCCGGGAAGGGCCGGGCUGAAAGAUGCUCUGGAGUCCCUGAGGAAGCUGACGCUGAAACUGGGAUUGCACUCGCACGUGGGAGCGGAGCUGGCUCAGCAGCUGGUGGAGCUGACCGACUUCAUCCUGGACGGGCGGAAGUGCCACCUGGAGAGUCUGCGCGGCACCGACCGUUUCGUUUUCCACCUGCAGAGCUACGAGGGAGACCGAUACAACCUCAUCAAACCCUUCCUGGAUGUGGAAGAGUACGAAAAGGCUGCAAUGCUGGCGGAGAAGUACUGUGAUUUCAAGAUCCUCAUAGAGAUUUGCGAAAUGAGUGGCGACGUGGAGCGACGGCAACGAUACAUGCAAAUGUUCUCGGAGCAAGGCUUCCCGCAGUGCCUGUUCAAGUGGCACCUGCAGGAGGGCAAGGCGGGCAGGCUGCUGAGGGAGUUCGGGCGGCCGGACCAGCCGCGCUCAGUGCAGCAGGCGCUGGCCCAGUUCCUGCGGCCCCACGCCCACCUGUCCUGGCUGCAGCACGUCGCCUGCGGAGACCUGGCCCGGGCAUGCCUCGCCCAGCUCCAGCUGGCCCGGGCCGAGCUCCGGUCCGCGCAGCGCAAGAAGAUCAUGCUGGCCUCGGCCAAGCUGGACAUGCUGUGCUCGGACGAGCCGGAGAGCAGGAUCGAGGACGUUGUGCGGACGAUCGACCAGGAGAUGGACCUCAUCAGGUACCAGGAGCUGCUGCCCGUGUCGCUCCUGGAGUCCCAGGGCUUCGACGUCGACAACAUGAGGGUGCUCACCCCGACCGAAAUCAUCAACUUAAUAAUUUGCGAUGAGAACCACAAUGCUCAAGACUUGGACUUCAAACAGGCGGUAGAGCUCUUGAAGUACGUGUCUGAUGAUAUUGAAGUUGGCGAUCUCAGGCACAAGAUCUGGUGCCAGGCCGUCCUGAGAGACGACUGGGUCAACAUGGACACAUCUUCACCCACGAGUGCCAUCCAGGAGACAAUGUUCUUCAAACUGGCCAAUCACAUGGUCGACUCAGGAGAAAGGCCUGAGGAAUUCUUGCCUCAGUUUGACCGACUCUUAGAAGCCAGUGAGCUAGACAGUUUGCGGCACAACAGCACAUUCCAGUUUUUACUGAAGAUGUGCUAUGAACACAUCCACCAAGAGGCCAGCGAGGAUUCGUCCACGGUUGCAUCGUGAAUGCUUCUAUUGCUCUCACGAGAGACUGAUAAACACAUCCUGAGACAACUGUUAUGUGCCUUGCUUCUUGAUGGCCGAGAAACUUUGAAUUUGUACAGUUUGUGCAUAAAUACCUCUUUUUGUGAUUAUUUUGUACGUCGUGAAUGUGAGAUUUUUUUUUAAACAUCUGUUGUAUGUGAAAUGACUAUUUAUAAUUUUAAUAUAAUAAAAAAUUCUUCAAUCGUA